AUGGAUUGGCAAUACCUUUAUUUGCCGGAGGAGACCAGUGGAGGUGGAGGAAAUGACCAGGUGCAGAACCUGCAGCGUGAAGUGGAGGGAAUUGAGAAAAUUAUGGCCCAGACUGUGGAGCAGAUCCUGGCCCGAGGAGAAAACUUGGACCAUCUCCGCAACAAGACAGAGGACCUGAAAGCCGCAUCUGAGCACUUCAAGACAACAACCCAGAGAGUGGCUUGCAAGUUCUGGUGGAAGAAUGUGAAGAUGAUUGUCUUCAUUGGCAUGAUUGUCUUCAUCAUCAUCUUCAUUGUGCUCCUUGCCACAAAGUAUGGGGUCAUCCAUACUUAG
Molecule: messenger RNA, 333 nt
Organism: Orycteropus afer afer
Lineage: Eukaryota; Metazoa; Chordata; Mammalia; Tubulidentata; Orycteropodidae
Product: vesicle-associated membrane protein 8-like
Exons: 3
Coding region: 1-333 (110 amino acids)
Biological process (GO): vesicle fusion; vesicle-mediated transport; SNARE complex assembly
Cellular component (GO): SNARE complex; plasma membrane
Molecular function (GO): syntaxin binding; SNAP receptor activity
Source: RefSeq, a predicted model, not a curated record